Molecule: messenger RNA, 2001 nt
Organism: Periconia digitata
Lineage: Eukaryota; Fungi; Ascomycota; Dothideomycetes; Pleosporales; Periconiaceae
Source: the annotation of a GenBank genome assembly
CUUCUCCCAACACCGUCUGCUGUCAACUUUGUCGGUCUGUCUGAUAUUGCCGUCGCUCAACUGGCCUGGCUAUUAUAUACAGACCGCCUGUUCCCCCCUUGCCUGCCGACCUUCCUGCCUCGCCCCAUCUCGCCUACAUGUCGACGGACGCGUGAACGCCUUGCUCUGCUCCGCUGCUCUGUUGUUGCUGGCCGACUCUUCGAAGCCAUUCGUCUCUUCAAUUCCACUUCCAGGACCCUCUCGCCGCCUAUCUGCUCCGCCAUGCAGCACCCCUUCGCCCCAAGCCCUCGCCGGUCCCAUCACAAUAACAACAACACCAAGGCCAACAAGAAGAGCAUAUCGGCCCUCGCCCUCGCCCUCCUCGCUGCCUCUGUGCCCGCCGCCGCCGCCCAGUCCUGCAUCUCGCUCCAGGACUCGACCGCCUGUCCAGCCUUCCGCAAUGCUUCCAUCAGUACCAGCUUAUCCGGAGACUUCUCUUUUCUCUCCUUCGUAUCUGAUGUAGCUUCUUUCGACAACCGCUUACGCGACUACGUCUCAACCACCUAUGUACGCUUGAAGUACCAAGAAAUCAUCGGCUGCUCCAGCGUCAACCUCACAAACACCACACAGACGUAUGCUCGCUACACGACGUCCUUCCUUUGCAAUUCCAUUGUCCAGGCCUCGAUCAAGCCCUGCUCUUUGUCGUCCGAGCAGUCCGAGCCCCUGUGUGCCGAUUCCUGUGCUCAAUUCGCUCUGAGCGAACAGCAUAUAGCGUCCACGCCCUCCAUCUGCGGCAACCCCGGUCCCAAUGCCAAUGAUCAAAUCCGUGCCGACCUGUCAAGAUGCCAGCUUCCCACACAAGUACUUUCUUCCGGAUGUAUCAUGGCUGCGCAGAACGAGAAGGAGGAAUGCGGCUUCGGGCCUAAUCUGGGCGGUUUGUGUUCCUACUGCGCUUUGAGCUCUCCCAACUCGACCGAUUCCUGCUGCGUCAACUCCAACGUCAACUCCCGCUGCGAAGGCGUUCAGCUGCCAGCCACCUCGUCCAUGCCACCGCUAUUCUCCCCUACCGGUUCCCCAAGUUCAAGCUCGAGUGCCUCACCUCAGCCCUCUUCUGGCCUUUCUGCAGGUGCCAUCGCUGGAAUCGUCAUCGGCUCUUUGAUAGGCGCUGCGCUAAUUCUGGGUGCUAUCAUCAUGGGCUGUAUUUACAUUCGAAGACGUAGGCAAGGUCACCAAGGUGGUCUGCUCAACACUCCAUCACCGACGCGCCAGACAAUGGUAGCAGCCCCAAUGACAUACGCGGCGGAUGGUCACCACUCGCCUGCCAUGCCCUUGCCUGGCGCCAGAGUGGCACGCAUGUCUGCGCUGGAAGGUUCCAACUCAUCACAGCACCCCAGCUCUCCUGCUAUCGGUGGCCUUGCGACCUAUAGAGAUUCGUCUGAUGUUUAUGACACUCCAGUGUCUCGAAGAAAUCAAUUGGGGGCAGACUUACCCAAGCGUGAAGGAUCGCUGUCGAGCCACUCACAGCUGGGGUUCGGUGGAGCCCGCAGCGGCUAUACGUCGCCCUUGUCCGGAUCCGAUCCAGAUCGAAACUUCUCCAGUCCCGAUGGUGUCGCGUCAGGGGUUUCGGAGCAGCUUCAAUUCUUCAAGGACUACUAUUCUCAAGACGACAUCCACCCCAACGAUGCCGUCGCCACCCUCUGGGCGUACCAACCGCGUGCCAACGACGAAUUCGAGCUCGAGCGCGGAGAUAUGCUCAAGAUUGUGGGUAUCUGGGACGAUGGAUGGGCAACAGGCAUCAAACUCUCGGAGACGGCUGAAGAGUGGGAAGCGAGAAGAGCGGUGCAGCGCGACUCUGGCGUCAGCAACGGGAGCCGGAAGUCCAAGACGGAGAGCGACAGUGACAUCAAGGCCUUCCCCUUGGUGUGCGUGUGCCUACCGCAGCACUGGCGAAGAACAAUAGAUGGAGACAGCACUGAGAUGGGAGGAGGGAGUCGAGGUGAUCGGCCACCUCCCAGCCCUUAA